CAACAUGACUUGCUUAAAGAUGCACUGCACAGCCUCAAAACCAUCCAACAGAAUGCUAGGUGCCCUUUAUGUAAAAAUAUGUACUGGAAUGAAUCACUAUGCAUUUGAACAUUGGUACUCUCUCAUCGUGAUAACUCACUGCUGUUAAAUACUCGCCGCCUUUAAAAUGGCUGCUUGCAACAGCAGUUUACUGGUGGCUGGUGAGCUGCAAGACUCCAAUACGUCAAGCCUCUCAGUUGUCGGAUAUACAACUCUGCCCAUUCAUCUAAGGAUAUUGUUGGCAGCAGUCAUGAUAGGUAUGGUUGCCAUCAGUUUCUUGGGCAAUUCUAUAGUCUGUCUGAUAGUCUACCAGAAACCAGCCAUGCGGUCUGCCAUCAAUCUGCUUUUGGCAACCCUUGCCUUUUCUGACAUAAUGCUUUCCCUCCUUUGUAUGCCUUUCACCGUUGUUAGCAUUAUUACCGUCGACUGGCAAUUUGGAGUCUAUUUCUGUAAGAUAUCAGCAAUGCUCUACUGGUUCUUUGUCCUGGAAGGAGUUUCGAUACUCUUAAUCAUCAGUCUUGACCGCUUCUUAAUCAUCGUUCAGCGACAAGACAAACUCAACCCAUACCGUGCCAAAAUAAUGAUCACCGUUUCUUGGCUACUCUCGUUUUGCAUCGCUUUCCCAUCAGUGGUGGGCAGCACUGUUGUGGAUGUGCCAACCCGGGCUCCCCAGUGCGUUUUGGGUUAUACAGAGUCCCCUGCAGACAGGGCCUAUGCUGUUCUGCUGGUGGUGGCAGUUUUCUUCAUCCCUUUCAGUGUCAUGCUUUACUCCUACCUCUGUAUCCUCAACACGGUGCGCCGCAACGCAGUGCGAAUUCACAACCACGCAGACAGCUUGUGCCUGAGCCAAGUCAGCAAACUAGGCCUCAUGGGCUUGCAGCGGCCCCAACAGAUGAAUGUAGACAUGAGUUUCAAAACCAGAGCGUUCACCACCAUUCUGAUCCUUUUCAUCGGUUUCUCUAUCUGCUGGCUGCCCCACACAGUGGUGAGCUUGCUCUCUGUGUUCAGUCGUCGUUUCUACUACAGCCCAUCCUUUUAUGUCAUCAGUACUUGUGUGCUCUGGCUGAGUUACCUGAAGACCGUCUUUAACCCCAUUAUAUACUGUUGGCGGAUUAAAAAGUUUAGAGAAGCAUGCAUGGAGUUCAUGCCCAAAACUUUCAAGAUCCUCCCCAAAGUGCCUGGAAGGACCAGAAGGAGAAUAAGGCCAAGUACUAUUUAUGUCUGUAGUGAACAUCAGUCUACUGUUUAAAAAAGAGUCCUUAGCAAAAGUACCAAUUUAAUGCUUAAUUACUGCCUUUGUGUUUGCACUGCACAAGUACUACUGCUACUCAUAACAAUUAAAAGCAAGCAGUUCAUAGUAUCCAGUAGUUUAAGUGGAAUAUCUCUAUAUAAAU
Messenger RNA from Polyodon spathula (Mississippi paddlefish), 1433 nucleotides. RefSeq names its product G protein-coupled receptor 45 (gene gpr45). Gene Ontology annotation, molecular function: G protein-coupled receptor activity. Lineage: Eukaryota; Metazoa; Chordata; Actinopteri; Acipenseriformes; Polyodontidae. Gene Ontology annotation, biological process: G protein-coupled receptor signaling pathway. Gene Ontology annotation, cellular component: membrane. The coding region runs from base 167 to 1288 and encodes 373 amino acids. The record is from RefSeq and is a predicted model, not a curated record. The transcript has a single exon.